Paraphaeosphaeria sporulosa is the source of this 1131-nucleotide messenger RNA. RefSeq names its product ribonuclease T2. Gene Ontology annotation, biological process: RNA catabolic process. The record is from RefSeq and is a predicted model, not a curated record. The coding region runs from base 122 to 1096 and encodes 324 amino acids. Lineage: Eukaryota; Fungi; Ascomycota; Dothideomycetes; Pleosporales; Didymosphaeriaceae. The transcript is spliced from 2 exons. Gene Ontology annotation, cellular component: extracellular region. Gene Ontology annotation, molecular function: RNA binding; ribonuclease T2 activity.
CGCUUGUCGACUUCAUAAGUUGAGGACCGUAGCUAAAAGUUUGGACCCUGGGAACUUCGCUCUGUGGCUCUUCGGAUUCCUCUUCGACUGCGCUGCCAAAGCUCUCGACUCGGCGACCAAAAUGCGUUCUACUUCCGCAGCAAUUGUUGUGCUGGCCAGCACUGCGUCAGCGCAACUGUACCCUGGUCAGAGUCCCUACAACCACACCUGCGAGCUUCAGAACCCAUUGCUUUCGUGCCCGCCGCAAGAUCCAUUGCUCGUGGAUUCCUGCUGUGUUGAGACCUUUGGUGGUCUCGUGCUUUCUACUCAAUUCUGGAGCACGUACACGGGCGGCGAGAGUGCCGGCCAGCUUCUGCCUCAAGACACCUGGACGCUCCACGGUCUGUGGCCAGAUUUCUGCAACGGUUCAUACACUCAAUACUGCGAUCUUACUCGCCAGUACGAUCCGAUCCCAUCGCCCAACACUACUACCGGAAAGCCUGACGGUGUACCUGUCCCCGCUUACAAUGGCUCCAACAUCGGAACCUUCCUCGAGCCAUUCGGAAAGUACGAUCUGCUUGAUUACAUGGACAACUACUGGAUCGCGCAGAACCAGGACAACCCGGGAUUCUGGGGCCACGAAUUCUCGAAGCACGCCACUUGUUUCUCGACUUUCAAUGUGCCGUGCUACGGUCCGCAGUACCGCAAGCACGAGGAAGUAGUCGACUUUUUCGAGACGGCCAUCCGAUACUACAAGCGCUUCCCUACCUUCGACUGGUUGGAGGAGGCCGAUAUCACGCCCUCCAACUGCACAACCUACUCAUACGAGGAAAUCCGUGAUCCUCUUGUCAAGCAACAUGGUGGACUGCCGUUCAUUGGUUGCACUGGCCCUCGCUACAAUACGACCGAGGCAGGCAAGAAUAGCACGGAUAACGGAUACACUGUGCUCUCUGAGGUGUGGUACUACGAAUACGUCUACGGUCGACCUCAAGAAAUGAACACGGUCCCUGUAAACGCAUCGGCGACCUACUACACGAACUGCGCAAAGAGCGAGGGAGCUAUUCACUACCCCGAGCGAACCAAUGGGUCCGUGAGAGUUCCCACCCUCCCAUACUAGACGUACAUAGAUGACAUAAUGGCUAUAAUGUUGAA